Messenger RNA from Daldinia childiae, 804 nucleotides. RefSeq lists its product as uncharacterized. The record is from RefSeq and is a predicted model, not a curated record. Bases 1 to 804 code for a protein of 267 amino acids. The transcript has a single exon. NCBI's taxonomy places the organism in Eukaryota, Fungi, Ascomycota, Sordariomycetes, Xylariales, Hypoxylaceae.
AUGUCUGAUAUUAAAGACGUUCACUCUCCUCUCCUAAGCCCGGGCUCGAGGACUUCGGUUCCUCAAAUAAGCUCGCCCUCUGUCCCCAAGUCAUCUAAAUCUCCCGCCUCGCCUCAGAAGCCAAGCAUAGCAAACCCGACGCCGACUGACCCUGCACCUAUAAAGACAAUCACCAACCUAUCCUGGGGAGCCCCAGCAGGCCUUGCUAUCCGUGGACCCAACGACGAGAACCUCGUUAUCUUCAGAAAAGCGCUAGGAAUAAACUAUGCCCGCGACACUACCGAGAGCGGUACUCUCGAAGAGGGACGCAACACCGCGGUUGGCAUAUACAAAUCCGUGAUUCAAACCCAACAGAUCAAGGGUGUCCAAAACGCCCUCCUCACCGCAUUCCUCUACCUUUGCUACUUUGCUCAGAUCGUCAUCGGCGCUGCGCUAACCGCCAUGGGCCCCAACUCCGGACGAUACGAAGUUCUCAUUACCGUGCUCGGAGCUAUCAACACGGUCUUGGCCGGCAUUCUAGCUCUGAUCAAGGGAUCUGGGCAGCCGCAGAGGCUGGAGAAGGACCGUGUAGGGUUCAGGAGGCUGCAGGACUGGAUCGAAGAGACCGAGGCACUACUUGCUGUGGGGGUUAUUGGCCGGAAUAGGAAAGAGGUUGGCUUGUUGGUCGAAAGCGCCUUUAAGCGGUACAACGCGGCUAAGAUGAGCGUGGAGAAUAACAGUCCUGACUUUUACGUCAACCAGCCGGAUUCGGGCGACGACAUGUCAGAUACUGCCGGAAAACCACUACGACAUAAUGGACUUUGA